AUGUCCAGGUGGUUAUGGUAUAUUGAUGUGUGGAGUCAUUGUCGACUGAAGGUGGCAGAAGGGAAUCCAUUAGGCUGUGUGGGUCAGCCCUUAUCGAUGGGUGCUGUUCAGUCUACAGUGCACAGCACUAUGUGUAAAACAGGGGCCAACAUCAACCCACAUAAGAGCCAUCAACCCUUUGAAUGUCCCAGCAAAAUACCUUUCAUGGUCAAUGAAAGUGCCUGCUGUGCAUAUCGCUGCACAGCAUUUGUAAAGAAUUCUUCAAUGGAUCUCAGGUUGAAUCUUGAGAACAGAUGUCAAUUCUGGGAAAACCCAUAA
Ostreobium quekettii is the source of this 318-nucleotide messenger RNA. The record is from the annotation of a GenBank genome assembly. Lineage: Eukaryota; Viridiplantae; Chlorophyta; Ulvophyceae; Bryopsidales; Ostreobiaceae.